Panicum virgatum (switchgrass) is the source of this 1610-nucleotide messenger RNA. Its product is annotated as gibberellin 2-beta-dioxygenase 6-like. NCBI's taxonomy places the organism in Eukaryota, Viridiplantae, Streptophyta, Magnoliopsida, Poales, Poaceae. Bases 140 to 1198 code for a protein of 352 amino acids. The record is from RefSeq and is a predicted model, not a curated record. The transcript is spliced from 3 exons. Gene Ontology annotation, molecular function: dioxygenase activity.
CAGGGCGCGCGGUCGCACAGGCAGGCAGGCACAGCUAGCUCCCGAUCAGCAAGAGCUUCCGCGUUCCGCGUUGCGCGCACUCGGCUCCAGCGAGUUUUUGAACUCUUGCGCAGCUUGCUAGCUCGUUCGACAGCCUGCCAUGCCGGCCUUCGCGGGUGGCGCAGCGGAGCCGCCGCUGGCGGACAGCUACAACGCGCUGCUGUUCCGGCGCUGCUGCGGCGGCGGCGUCGACGACGAUGGCGCGCGCGCGGCGGCGCCCGUGGCGGAGUGCGAGCUCCCGAUGAUCGACGUCGCGUGCCUGAUGAGCGGCGGCGGCGGCGGCUCGGAGGCGGAGCGGGCGGCGUGCGCGGCGGCCAUCGCGCGCGCGUCGGAGGAGUGGGGGUUCUUCCAGGUGCGCAACCACGGCGUGGCGCCGGAGCUCCUGGACGCGAUGCGGCGGGAGCAGGCGCGCCUGUUCCGCCUGCCGUUCGAGGCCAAGGCCUCGGCCGGCCUGCUCGGCGGCUCCUACCGCUGGGGCACCCCGACCGCGACGUCGCCGCGGCAGUUGUCCUGGUCCGAGGCCUUCCACGUCCCGCUCGCCGCCGUCUCCGGCGACGCCUGCGACUUCGGCGGCCUCACCACCCUGAGGGACGUGACGCGGGAGGUGGCGGGCGCGAUGUCGAAGCUGGCCGGCACGCUGGCGCGCGUGCUCGCCGAGGCCCUCCGCCCCGGCGCCGCCGGGGAGCGCUUCCCGGAGGGGUGCGACGAGACGACGUGCUUCCUCAGGCUGAACCGGUACCCGCCGUGCCCCGCCUCGCCGGAUCCGGACGGCGCCGCCUUCGGCCUGGUGCCGCACACCGACAGCGACUUCCUCACCGUGCUCUGCCAGGACCACGUCGGCGGCCUGCAGCUCAUGAAGGGCGCCCGGUGGGUGGCCGUCAAGCCAAUCCCCGGCGCCCUCAUCGUCAACGUCGGAGACCUCUUCCAGGCAUGGAGCAACAACAGGUACAAGAGCGUGGAGCACAAGGUGAUGACCAACGCGACGACGGAGCGCUACUCGGUCGCCUUCUUCCUCUGCCCGUCCCACGACUCGCCCAUCGGCGCGUGCGCGGAGCCUUCUCCUUACAGGACGUUCACGUUCGGGGAGUACAGGAGAAUGGUGCAGGAAGACGUCAAGAGAACCGGGAACAAGAUCGGGCUCCCUAAUUUCCUCGUCUAGGUUUGCGUGGCGCGCGAGAUGUGUGGUCUGUUAUAUAUACAAGUCACAACCCUUAUUUCCACACACCCAUCCUUGUUUCUUUCUGGCCCUCGUCAUCUCAUGUUUCAUUCUCUUUCUGUAUACCUGCAUUGUACAGUGGAGAGUGCAGUGUGAUUGGUGCAGUACGUGAUUAGUUACUAGGUUGUACGUAGACUAAUUGAUGUAGCCAGCUACUAGCCCACAAGAAAGUAGUAGGAUCGAUCGCGAGCGUGCACCUAGGAUAUGUAGCGAUGAUGAUUUUUUCCCCUGUUGAUUGUCUUCCUUAUCCUAUACUCCUGCUAAAACAUGUUUGUAUGCCGAUGAAAAUUUCUAUGUUUGUGCAUGCAUGUACAAGAAGUACUGAACUGUACUUUUAUAUUGUACACUUCUGUCA